CGUCCGCGAUCCGAUCUGCUUUCUUGCUUCGCAAGGGUUGUUUCCUCCGGUACGUCAACAGAGCAACCCAAGUAGAGAGAACUUGGAGUCUUUGGAACUUGGUGCUGCAGUUCAAACAUGGCAACAGGCAAAAUUAUCGGAGCUAUUGUUGCAUCCUUUGCAGUCUCAUAUGCAUGUGAUACGCUGAUCUCUGAUGGAAAGAUAUUUGGCGGUACAACUCCGAAAACUGUCUCGGAUAAGGAAUGGUGGGAAGCAACUGAUAAGAAGUUCCAGGCCUGGCCUCGCACCGCUGGACCACCAGUUGUGAUGAACCCCAUUAGCCGGCAGAACUUUAUCGUCAAGUCAUCCGAAUCCUAAAGUGAAUAACACAAUGCAGGUUUUAUGGUCUAAAAUGAUUAGGUCAUUACUUGCGGGUGAUGCGCUGUUUUGAGAAAGUAUUUUAUGUUUCCAUGGAUUGAUGGAGAUGUUAUGAGCAGCCUUUUACGAUAUUUCCAUAAGCUGUAAUAAUUUUCAUGAGACCGCCAUCUGGGACAUGUAUGCAACUAUAUUUCUUGUGGGUUUUACAUUGAGAAAUAAGGACACUGAUCCAUUCUUGAAGUCGGCAUAAUUUCAGGUCCGGUCAUCCGAGAUGACCCAUUAAAACUA
This is a messenger RNA of Musa acuminata subsp. malaccensis (wild Malaysian banana), 645 nucleotides long. RefSeq lists its product as uncharacterized. The record is from RefSeq and is a predicted model, not a curated record. Lineage: Eukaryota; Viridiplantae; Streptophyta; Magnoliopsida; Zingiberales; Musaceae.